Molecule: messenger RNA, 2520 nt
Organism: Aedes albopictus (Asian tiger mosquito)
Lineage: Eukaryota; Metazoa; Arthropoda; Insecta; Diptera; Culicidae
Product: mucin-2-like
Exons: 4
Coding region: 1-2520 (839 amino acids)
Cellular component (GO): extracellular region
Molecular function (GO): chitin binding
Source: RefSeq, a predicted model, not a curated record
AUGUCUUACUCUAUUUCGCUGUUUGUUUCGUUGUUGAUGUUUUUACCAACUAAUAUCAACAGCGUUGCUGUUCUCCCGGGAAUUCUGGUUCGUGCUGCUUCAGACUUCAAGGCCAGAGAAUAUACUGCAGUGCCAUGCACAGCCAGCAAGUUGACCAGUUGCCAAGCGUGUGAUACCAUCCGGGUUUGCCUAGGAGGACUAUUCAACAGCCUAAAUCUCUCGCGGAAGUGUUCCUCGGCGACGCCGUAUUGUAACCAAAACGGGGACGAAAGUGCAACCUGCGGAUCGACUCCAGAUGAACAGUGUAGAACGGAGGGAUCUUUGGUCGAGGAGUUUACUUGUAUGGGUACCGGAUACUUUCCGGAUCCGGAAUCGUGCGAAAACUAUUACUACUGUGAGCGCGAAGGAGGGCUUGCCGAUCAGUAUCAAUGUCCCAAGGGGUAUCGUUACAAUAGCAAAAGUACUAUGUGCCAAAGAUUUCUUUUGAAUCGGUGUCAAUCGGCGAAGUGUGAUUCAGGUAGCCAGAAAGUGUUUGUUCCUUAUCCACAGGAUAAUUCUUAUUAUGUGUUUUGUCAGUUCGAUUAUGGCCAACCGGAUCCCACGUUGGUAAAAACCUACAUGUUAUCGUGUGGUAAAGGAUCAAAAUUCAAUUACCAACGGCAGAUGUGCGAGUAUCAAUGCAGAAGAGUCGGAAUGUUCGCGAAUACAGCCAAUCCUAGGCAGUACUUUUUGUGUAGUCGAACAGGUUUCCGAUGGGAGUUAAAAGUUUUGAACUGCAGAGAAGGAUAUCUUUUUGAUGAAUCCUUGAGAAGAUGCAAUCGAGACCCAUUGGCUACGAGUACAACAACUCCUCUCCCAACGACGUCUGGAACAACAACCAGUACCUCUACUGUAGUCACAGCAAGCACCACCAAUGAUCCUUGCACAACAUCUGAGUCUACCACCACCACUUCCCCUGCAACAAUAGAAACUACCACAGUUAAUCCGUCAACCACUGGCGAAACUACAACUACAAUGAGCCCUACAACUGCUGAAACUUCUGCUUCAAUUCAAACUACAUCAACCGUCACCACGGCCAAAUCAACGACUACUUUACAGAGCUCAACAGCACCUCAAUCAACAACUGUUGGAAGCACUACUGUUGUGCCUACGAAGACUCUAGAGAUCACCACCACAGAGGUUUAUACAACCGGACAUGUUUCCACUCUUGAAACAUCUACUUUAACUGAUACAAUUAUUACAGGUACCAAUCCAGUAGUCACCACGAUCAAAUCUACAACAAUUUUGGAAGCAUCCACUACAGAACCUCCAUCAACAACAAUUGACAGUACUACCCUUGAGUCAAUCAGGACUCCAGAGACCACCACUACACAGGCUGGUACAACCGAAGCAGUUUCCACUGUUGAACCACUAACAACAAUCGUCACCACGGGUAAAUCUACGACAACAUCAGAAACUGCAGAACCGCAAUCAACAGCAGUUGGAAGCACUACUUAUAAGCCUACAAUGAGUCCAGAGAUCAUCACUACAGAAGUUCAUACAACCGAAGAAGUCUCCACUGUUGAACCAUCUACCACAACCAUCACUACGGUCAAAUCUACCACAACUUUAGAAGCCUCAACUGUAGUAUCUCAAUCCCCAACAGUUGAAAGUACUACUGUUGAGACUACAAAGACUCCAGAGAUCACAACUACAGAGGUUGGUACUACCGAAGAAGCCUCCACUGUUGAACCAUUUACGACAAUCGUCCCAACGACCAAACCUACAACAACUUCAGAAACUUCAACUGCAAAACCUCAAUCUACAACAUUUGGACGUACUACUGUUGAGCCUACGAAAACUCCAGAUAUCACCACAACAGAGAUUCGAACAACUGAUGAAGUCUCCGCUAUUCAACCAUCUGAUUCAACUGAUACUACUACAACCGUCACAACGGUCAAAUCUACAACAAUUUUAGACACUUCUACGGCAGAACCACAAUCCACAGCAGUUGCAAGUACUGCUGUUGUGCCUACGAAGACCCUAGAGAUCACCUCUACAGAGGUUCGUACAACCAUAGAUGCGUCCACUGUUGAACCACCUAGUCCAACUGAUGCUACUACAUCCGUCACAUCGGUCAAACCUACCAUAUCUUUAGACACCUCUACUGCAAACCCUCAAUUCAUUACAGUUGGAAGCACUACUGUUGAGCCUACGAAGACUCCAGAGAUCACCACAACAGAGAUUCGAACAACCGAAGAAGUCUCUACUGCUGAAUCACCCAUCACUGCAACCGUCAAAUCUACAACAGCUUUAGAAACCACAACUGCAAAACCUCAAUCAAUAACAGUUGGAAGCACUACUGUUGAGCCACCGACAACUCCAGAGAUCACUACUACAGAGAAACCUCAACUGCUGAACCUCAAUCAACAACAGUUGGAAGCACAACGAAGACUUCAGAGAACACCACAACAGAGAAUCGUACUACCGAUGAAGCUUCCACUAUUGAACCAUCUGCUUCUACUGAUACUACUUCAAUAA